GCGGGAGGGGCGGGGAGGGGGCGCCGGCCCGGGGCGGCACCGCUCGGCUCGGCUCGGCUGGAAUUGGCCCCACUCACUCGACUCCGCUCGACCCCAGUCCGGUUCGGCUGGACUCGGCCCGGCCCGGCCCGGCCCGGCCCGCGGCAGGGGCUCACGGCCGGGGCCGGGGCCGGCAGCGCGGGCCUGAUCCGGAGGCAGGAAGCGUCCCAGGUUCCCGACCUGAGCCUGCGGCGGGGCCCGGAGCGGUGAGAGGGAUCCUGGGCCUGUCCGGUGCCAAAGAUGUUUCCUCAGAACCGGCCCCCGGCCCAUCUCCAGGCACCUUCCGCUGCCUCAGGAGCCACUGUCACUGCCAGUGCCAUCCACAGCACCCCUCAGUCCCUCAAGCUGACCUACCCGGAGACCUUGGACCGCAUCAAGGAGGAGUUCCAGUUCCUGCAGAACCAAUACCACAGCUUGAAGUUAGAAUGUGAAAAGCUGGCAACAGAAAAAACAGAACUCCAGCGUCAUUAUGUCAUGUACUACGAGAUGUCCUAUGGCCUGAACAUCGAGAUGCACAAACAGACGGAGAUCGCGAAGCGGCUCAACGUGAUCUGUGCCCAGCUCAUCCCGUUCCUGUCUCAGGAGCACCAGCAGCAGGUGGUUCAGGCCGUGGAGCGAGCGAAGCAGGUGACUAUGACCGACCUGAACGCGGCCAUCGGGCACCAGCUCCAGACCCAGCACCUCUCUCACCACGCUCCCCCCAUUCCGCUGACCCCCCACCCCUCUGGGAUGCAGCCCACCAGUCUUGCAGGCAUCGGCAGUGCCUCGGGACUGCUGGCACUCUCAGGGGCACUGGGGGCCCAGGCCCAGCUCCUCGCCAAGGAUGACCGAGGAGUCCAUGACACUGAGCCCAGAGAGCGGGACCCCGGCCCCAGCUCCCUGGCGCUGCCCAACGGGGAGCGGGCACGAGCCAUCUCUGAGUACCUGAGCAGCAGUAAGAAAAGGAAGGUGGAGGAGAAGGACUUUGUUACAGACUACGGCAGCGACGCAGACAAAAGCGAAGACAAUUUGGUGGUGGAUGAGGACCCCUCUUCCCCGCACAGUGUCCACUCCUACUCAUCCCGGGAGAAUGCGGUGGAGAAGGUCCCACUGGGGAGGAAGGAGACUGUUCCACUCAGCCCGACCUCCAUGGGCUCCUCGAGCAGCACGUCCCCAUCACAGAGCAAGGAUGCACCCACGGUGGAGAAGGCAGGGACACCUAGCCUGAAGUCCAGCACCCCCACCUCCCAGGGUGACGCUGUGGUCCCAGGCUCCAGCAGUGCCCAGCAGUUCCGUCCCUCUGCUGCCAAGGCCCCUGUGGAUCCCCUGGCCCUGGGCCUAAGGACCCCGCUGGGGGUGCAGAGCCCCUACUCAGCCGCCUUCAGCAUGGCCCACCCUGCCGUUAAUGGGGACAUGGCCGGGACCGGAGCCUACACCAGCCUCCACCUCAUGUCCCCACAGCUCAACGGGGCUGCAGCCACCGUGGGAGCUGGCAGCUACGGGCGCUCCCCCCUGGUGGGCUAUGACCCGCACCCCCACAUGCGCAUCCCAGGGCUCGCAGCUGGCAUCCAAGUGGGGACGUCAGGGAAACCUGCCUACUCCUUCCAUGUCAGUGCCGAUGGGCAGAUGCAGCCGGUGCCUUUCCCACCCGACGCCCUCAUCGGCUCCGGCAUCCCCCGCCACGCGCGGCAGCUCCACACCCUGACCCACGGCGAGGUGGUCUGCGCUGUCACCAUCAGCAACUCCACACGACAUGUCUACACUGGGGGCAAGGGCUGUGUGAAGGUGUGGGACGUGGGGCAGCCGGGCACCAAGACGGCCGUGGCUCAGCUGGACUGCUUGAACCGCGACAACUACAUCCGCUCCUGCAAGCUGCUGCCCGAUGGCCGCAGCCUGAUUGUGGGGGGCGAGGCCAGCACCCUCUCCAUCUGGGACCUGGCAGCCCCCACGCCCCGCAUCAAGGCCGAGCUCACCUCCUCUGCCCCUGCCUGCUAUGCCCUGGCCAUCAGCCCCGAUGCCAAAGUCUGCUUUUCCUGCUGCAGUGAUGGCAACAUCGUGGUGUGGGACCUGCAGAACCAGACCUUGGUCAGUUUCAAGGACACACGGAUGGUGCCAGCUGCAUUGACAUCUCCAAUGAUGGCACCAAGCUGUGGACAGGAGGGCUGGACAACACGGUGCGGUGCUGGGACCUGCGGGAGGGGCGUCAGCUGCAGCAGCAUGACUUCAGCUCCCAGAUCUUCUCCCUGGGGUACUGCCCAACAGGAGAGUGGCUGGCAGUGGGCAUGGAGAGCAGCAAUGUGGAGAUCCUGCAUGUCACCAAGCCAGACAAGUACCAGCUGCACCUCCACGAGAGCUGUGUCCUCUCCCUCAAGUUUGCCUCCUGUGGUAGGGACCAGCCCUGCUUGUGCUUGGGCUGCGUCCAGCCCAGGGAAGUGGUUCGUGAGCACGGGGAAGGACAACCUGCUGAACGCCUGGCGGACGCCCUAUGGAGCCAGCAUCUUCCAGUCAAAGGAAACCUCCUCUGUCCUCAGCUGUGAUGUCUCCACGGAUGACCAGUUCAUCGUCACUGGCUCAGGGGACAAGAAAGCUACAGUUUAUGAGGUCAUUUACUGAGCGCGAGAUUUGCCAACUGCAGGGAGGCCCCACGCCAUGUGGACAGGAGCACAUCCAUGUGGACCGAUGGGUGGACCCUACCUGCCCUGCUGCUCACUUCCCAAGGAGUGUGCAGACCAUGGCUGAGGAGCACGGCGAGGGGCUGAGUUGGCCCUGGGACCGGGCCAGGCCCCAUGCUGGGCUGGGAGGUGGCAGCUGCUGCUUGCCAUGAACUUCCUGGGGAGUUUCUCCUUGUUUUGUUCUUUUUUUGUUGUUUUAUUUCUAAUUCUGGACUGGGGGAGUCGGGGUGGGAGGGCCUGGUGUUGUUAGGGUCUUUUGGUUGGUUGGUUGUGGGAUUUUUUGGUACAAGUUUUUUGUUUUUUUUUUUCCUUUAAAACUUCUUGGUGUGAUUUUUUUUUUUUUUCUGUUGUUCAGGCUCUGGGCCAGGCGGGGGAGGAUGGGCUGUGUCCUUAUCUCCCUCUCUGCUUCCUGGGGUUUAUUUAAUAAUAAAAAGAAACAAGACCAGCUA
Messenger RNA from Apus apus (common swift), 3139 nucleotides. RefSeq names its product transducin-like enhancer protein 1. The record is from RefSeq and is a predicted model, not a curated record. Lineage: Eukaryota; Metazoa; Chordata; Aves; Apodiformes; Apodidae. Gene Ontology annotation, cellular component: transcription regulator complex; nucleus. Gene Ontology annotation, molecular function: protein binding; transcription corepressor activity. Gene Ontology annotation, biological process: negative regulation of canonical Wnt signaling pathway; regulation of DNA-templated transcription. The transcript is spliced from 21 exons. The coding region runs from base 280 to 2631 and encodes 783 amino acids.